This is a messenger RNA of Diachasmimorpha longicaudata, 687 nucleotides long. It is a transcript of the gene mRpL30, whose product is annotated as large ribosomal subunit protein uL30m. The coding region runs from base 15 to 566 and encodes 183 amino acids. Gene Ontology annotation, cellular component: mitochondrion; large ribosomal subunit. Gene Ontology annotation, biological process: translation. The transcript is spliced from 2 exons. Lineage: Eukaryota; Metazoa; Arthropoda; Insecta; Hymenoptera; Braconidae. The record is from RefSeq and is a predicted model, not a curated record. Gene Ontology annotation, molecular function: structural constituent of ribosome.
UUAAAUCCUUGAAAAUGUCGCUUUCACUGCAUUCUUUCAUCCAAAUCCGAAAUUAUGCGGUUAGGGGAACACCAAAGGUUUGGAAGGAGGAGAAGAAAGUGUUUGCAAAAGUUAAUUAUUACCCAAGACAUCCGGACCAUGCAGAUCCACCAAUAACCCCGAGCAAGCUCCUAGUGGUCCAGCGAGUGAAGCCUUAUGGUGGGAAUCCUUACUGGCAAAAGGCCAUACUUGAUUCAUUGAAAUUAAACGAAAAGUACAGCAGAACUGAGAGAAGCAAAAAGAGCGAAUUAAUUGUUGUGAAAAAUACUCCAGAAAUAUGCGCUAUGUUGUGGAAGGUUAAACAUCUCAUAAGGGUGGAACCCUUGAGGCAGCCGGCUAAGCUCCCAGAGGACGAUGAUGUGUACGCCACAUGGCUUUUGGAAAAUGGAGACUUGGUGCUUACCCCCCGAAUUGAUCCGGCUAGGGAACAAGCUACAUUGGAUCACAUAAACAAUCCCAAACGUCUGGAUCGUGAAACCCUGUCGUAUGAACUGAGAAUGAGGUGGUUGAAUCCUUGGGACACGUGAGCCAUAAAAAUAUUUUUCAGAUGGACAGAGCAAACAAGUGCAACAAGUGUUGAUUUUUCAACCUCUCAACAUGGAGUGUGUAUAUAGUUUAAGAGAAAGAUAAAGAGGAGAUUGAAAACAA